CGCUCUACGAUAGCUGAUGUCGGUGUUUAUGUACGAGCAAAAUAAUAAUAAAAUACGGUUGUGACACAAAUGGAAGCAGUAAUGAAAUAACAUGACAAAAAUGCAUUACCAAUGGUUUAUGUUUUGGAUAGUGUUUGUUGGAUUUUUACCAUUUCAUAUAUGUUUGGAUCAAGCCUCGUUUUAUGGGGGAAGCUACAUUUCUGUGCCCUUGAAAGAAGCCAAAAGCUCCACUGAUAUUCAUUUCAAAUUUCGUACCCAUCUACCAAACACCCUGCUAUUCCUUGUUGCUGGUACAACCGACUACUGUAUAAUUACACUUGACAAUGGGAUGUUAAAAAUUAUUAUAAACUUGGGUGCUGGAGAAAAUGAUUUAUACUGUGAAGGUGUUAAAUUGAAUAACUUUAAAUGGCACAAUGUUUAUAUCAUUAGAAAAGAUGGUAAUUUUUCUGUUAUUAUCAAUGACAUCUACAAAUUCCAGAAGCAUGUGUCUGGGGAUUUCUUUGAACUGAAUAUCCACUAUGGGAUAUUUAUUGGUAGUCUUGGCAACAGGACAGAUUUAUUUUUUGGUCACAUGAAUAAUUUCAGAGGGUGUUUGGCUGAAUUUUCUUACAAUGGAAUGUCUGUACUGGAGCAAGCUAGGAACCGUCAAUCCCAAUCAACAGUUCACGGAGUCACAUGGAAUUGCGCUGCCGAAUUUGAAGCACCGAACGACCGAGCAAUUAGUUUUGUUGAAGACAGCUCUUUUAUGGCUGUUACACAUCCAAUCUCGGAUAACAUGAAGUUACAAUUAGAGCUAAAAACUGUAUUUACAACGAGAUUAGUCGUUUAUAAUACUGGAUGGAAGAUGGAUCAUUUCAUUUUGGAGAUUUGGGAAGGCAAAGUGAAAGCCACGUGGAAGCAUGAUGAUAUUGUUGUAGAAAUUGUUAAUGAUGAGUAUGUAUCUGAUGGACAUUGGCAUAAGAUAGCGUUGAAAAUGAACUCAAACAUGACUGAGUUGAGGGUUGACCAGAAGACGAAAAUUGAGAAGUUUCCGCAGAAGCUGUACUUCUUUUUAACAGAUACUUUUUACAUUGGAGGUUUGGAGAAGAGCAAGCAAUCGCGAGCCGUUGCAAAGGGUUUGAAGCAGUUCGGUAGUUUGAACGGUUGCUUAAGACACUUAUCAAUUGGUGAUAAAGUAAAAGGAUUGGCUGAUGUCCAUAUUAGCGAAGGUUUAUUACCGGGAUGUGUUUGGCAGUUUGCUUGUCUGAGUAAUCCUUGUAUAAACAAUAGCACUUGUUACCAGAUGGGUAUUGAUUCCUUCAAAUGUUUUUGUCGUAACAAGUUAUGUUCAAACGCGACUAAAGUCUUCUCCAAGCCGAGCUUCGCCACCGAAUUGGAACUGUUAGCCUUGGAACCGUUGAAGAUCUUGGAAGGACAAAACAUCUUGAUAACUACCAACAACCUGCAUGUAAUUUUAGACUAUCCCAAAUACGGUAUUAAGGAUAGCGGUAUAAUGUUCAGCGUUGUCGAAGCUCCAACCCACGGAAGUAUAUCCGUCGAUGUUUGGCCGAAGACAGAAAAUGUGUUUACGUUAGCUGACGUCGCUAAAGACAAAGUUCACUACGUCCACGAUGGCACCGAAUCUAGAGCGGAUCAUAUCGGAUUGGAAGUGUACUUCGAGGCCGGUGAUUUAUUCAUUUUGCCUAACUAUCUCCAAGGGAAAUUCAAGUUUACCCUUGCUAUUAAUGUUGCACCUGUUAAUGACCCACCUACUCUUAAAAUUUCUUCCACUGACGUUCUUAGAGUAGCCCAAGGCACAAAGAAAGUUAUUGGAAGCGACCUGCUCCAAGUGUACGAUCCUGAUACGAGUGCGAACACCUUAGUUAUAAACAUAUUGGACGCGGGUCCUGGCCAUUUCGAACUAAACCACAAACCUUCUGUAGCGAUAUCAUCGUUCACGCGUCAAGAUGUUGACAAUCACGAUGUGGCUUACGUGCACCAUCCAAAUGCCGCCAACGAAUCCUACAUCACCUUACAAGUGUCCGAUGGUAUAGAAACCAGCGCUGCAGGAAAACUUCGUAUCUCCGCCUUCCCGCAAUUCUGGAGAUUGCAGAACAAUACCGGCUUGAUCCUGAUGCAUUCAACAUCUUCGAUCAUCACGCCGUACAACUUGAGCUUCGUAUCGAACGUGGCGAACGCAAUCGAUUCUGCUCAGUACCAAAUUGAGCAGGGCCCACAGUUCGGGGUUAUCGAAGUUGAAAAGGACGUGGGACGAUGGGAGAACACCGUCAUAUUCUCCAGCGAUGAUUUGCGUCAGCGCAGGGUUCGAUAUAGACACAUCACAUCCCGGCCGGACUUCGAUGAAUUUCAGUUUCGAACGACCUUAAACUUGAGCAUGCUUUACACGUUUCGAAUGAGCUUUGCGAAAUGUCGCUUGUUUGCGAUAAACCUAAAUUUGUUAAGUUUGAACGAAAGGGACGAAGGCGCUUUGACGGUGGAUCACCUACGAUUCCAGACCGAUCCCGUCUCGUCCCCGACAACGUCCAUAGUUUAUCAUGUUGUUGAUCCACCGAAGCACGGCUAUUUGUUUUAUUCGGUAUCUAAAUAUCACUUGCGGAAGCAAGAUGUUUUCACUCAGGAAGACGUUCUUAUGAGCAACGUCAAGUACAAGCUAUACAGGAAAAGUUACUCGUUAAUUGUUGAUAGCAUUACGGUAGAUAUAGUAGCUCCAGGUUGUAGAAAUGUUACAGAAACAUUGCAUAUACGGCAUGUUCCUAGUAACGAAACUAUGGCUAAAGUUGAAGCAGUCUUGGGGCAUUUGACAGUCGAAGAAGGUGGCGUUACUUCGAUUAACAAUCAAACGUUGAAUAUCAGAACUGAAUUUACUACAACAGACCUGCUUUUUAAUAUCACGUCGCCGCCAAUUCACGGAGUUAUGCAAGUCAUCAAAGGAACUUCGAUAAGGAAUAACACCGAUUAUUUCACGAAGGAUGAAUUAAUCAAUAAUCAAGUUUUUUACCAACACGAUGAUUCGGAAAGCGAACGUGACAGCUUUAUAUUUAUGGUGUUGUCAAAUAAGAAGGAGGAUUUUGAAUAUGUAAACAUUUUGAAUAUUGUCAUUUCCCUGAAGAAUGAUAACAGCCUCGUGAGAGUAAUCGAUAAAAUGUUCCAUGUGGUAGUUGCUGGCGAGCGACUUCUCACCGGGGAUGAUUUAAGUUAUUCAGAUGUCGAUAUUGAUACUAAAAUGAUGAACAUAGUGUAUACAUUUAGAGACCUUCCAAAUGGAGAAUUUUACGACGCUAGAAAUCCGAAUGUUAAUUUAAGCGAGUUCAGUCAGAAGGAUUUGAACGAAAGGUCAGUGUUAUUCAAACAUAAAGGACCGGAAUUCGGAAAAAUUAAAUUCUCCGUUACGGAUGGCGCGUAUUACGUGUUUGGUAUUUUAGAAGUUCAAGCUUCUGCUCCAUUUAUUCGGGCUGUAAUGAGCAAGCGUUUCGCUAUUCAGCACGGAAAAUGUGCUGUAGUUACCAGCGAACACUUGAACUUUGACACUAAUCUCUACGCGUCCGAUGAUGAUGUUCAGUAUGAAGUCACAACGAAGCCUAGCUUUGGGAAGCUGAUUUACACAGAUUCUUCGAAAAUCGUUAAUAAAUUCACGCAGACCGACGUGAACAACGGUUUAAUCUCAUACCAGAACGAUGUGACUACUUCGAGUGCAGAUGAGAUUGGUUUAAAGAUCAGAUGCCGUGACGCUAUAAAUGUAGCGAAUUUUGGUACAUGGAUGUUGCCGGCUAGCUACUGGGAGCCGCUGAAAGUAAAGACGUCGCGGAUUCUCUACGUUGAGGAAUCGACAAGUGCCAUUAUCGGUAAAAACACUUUGGAAAUCUUCCAACCAGAAGUACCACCAAGCUCAAUCAUUUAUCACAUCACGGAAUUACCAGAGAAUGGUUAUAUCAGUAUACUACCAGCUAACCAAAACGGCGAUGAUCAAUCCACCAACGUGCGUUCCUUCAGCCAAUCUCUAACUAAUGAAAAUCGAAUCAUCUACAUACAAUCCGUUUCGAACGAAACUAUGGAUAAAGUUACUUUCAACGUCACUAAUGGCAUGGUUUGGUUAUCCGAUUUGACUUUGCACAUCCAGAUAAUACCGGAAAGGCUUUAUCUUGGAAGCCAUUUGUUGACAGUGAACGAGGGUGGAGUCGCGGUUAUUUCCACCCUGAACCUGUUCAUCGUCACAGAAUACUUCAAGACCAGAGUAUCCGAUUAUGUUAUAUUAGAAGAGCCGAAACACGGAUGCAUUCAGAUUCAGAGGAAAUGUAACAAGUUGCAUGGUUUCUCUCAUAAGGAAUUCGCUGCAGGAAUCGUGUUUUACUCACACGAUGGUUCCGAGAACCUCGAAGAUAGCAUUUUACUAGUUGGCGUAGCAGGCGAAAAGCGCAGCAUUCCCGUUUUAUUAAAUAUCACUGUUUUACCAGUCAAUGACCAGAAGCCCAAGCUUGUCAACAAUACUGGUCUAAUCAUGUGGGAAGGUGGAACCGCUGUAAUCACUAAAGAAAUGCUAGGAGCCUUUGAUGCGGAUAAACCUAAAGAUUCCUUAGUGUACCAUCUGCGUAGUGCUUGGUGGGGAAAUAUAACAUUAGCGACAAACCGAAACAUAGGUCUUCGGAACUUCACGCAAGACAUGAUCGACAAACAUCAAAUAGUCUUCAGACAUAAAAAUGGGUCCGAGGCUAAAUUCGUUUUUAACGUUAGUGAUGGCUUGCAUUUUACCGACGAUCAUACGUUCCACAUCAAAACGAAACCGGUUAAAUUAACUUUCACGCAUAAACCUUUGCACAUCUUUCCAUCUCAACCAAAGUAUUUAACAUCAGUACAUCUGCUUUCCAAAGUAUCGGAUCCGGAACGAGAGAUUUACUACGAUGUAGUUACACCUCCCAGUCUCGGACAUCUCAUGAUGAAAUCAGACAAGGGAACAUUCAAUAUCGUUAAUGGAUUUACUCAAAAUGAUCUUAAUGAAAGCCGCGUAAUUUACAAACACGUCCAUCCGUUUUCCGGUCUCUACGCCAAUGAUUCGUUUGUAUUCAAUGUGAAAAGCCACCUAGCUGAAACUCUUUUUAAUAGGAAAAUGAAAAUUGAGAUUUCUGUUUCUUCUGGCGGAUUGGAUGCUUACGUGAGCAUUCCAAAAAUAAUCGUAGAUGAAGGCGGUAUGACCAAGAUAGUAUUGAAUUUCUCUGGAGUUGUGGUCUUCUUAGAAGACCACGCCGGGUUAAGAUCUCCUGUAAUCCACGCGUCCGUCGUGCAUCCUCACCAUGGCCAGAUUUUCUUGCAAAACCAAUCCAACUUGUCGACUUUUACACAACAACAAUUAGAGUCGGGACAAGUUCAUUACCAGCAUGAUCAUUCCGAUUCAUUAGGGGAUAACAUCUACUUCUCUCUUUAUUUAAUACCAGGUUAUAUAAUGUUAUGCAACAUAACUGUGCCCGUGAUAAUAAAUCCCAUAAACGAUCAGCCGUUUAGAUUGGUCACGCAAGCACCACAUUUGACGGUGGUGCAGGGUGAAAGUCGAACAAUCAGUAAGGUGGAACUGUGUACAGAAGAUUUGGAUACUAUUCCAGCGGAAUUGAUUUACGAUACCGUUUCUGGACCGCACGAAGGAAAAGUAGUACUUCUCCCUGAUAUGAUUGCAAUUACUCAAUUCACCCAAGCGGACGUUGAUGACAAUAAACUGAUUUACAUUCAUAAUAGUUCCGUGCUUACUGAUACCAUACACAUACGCGUUUGGGAUGGAAGAUUCCGACCAGAGUACUUCGUCUUUAACAUAAAGGUGUUACCUAUUGAUUUGAAUGUCACCGGAGGAUUGCCAGUAUACAUACAGCAAGGCAUGAACGUUGUUCAUCUAAGGAAUCAGCAGUUCCACGUAGAAACCAAUAUAAAUAGAAAACGCAUCCAAUAUGUGAUUAGGGACAAUCCUAAGCAUGGCUUGUUAUAUGUUAAAGAUCGCAAAUCCAAUCGAUUUAACCAGGAGAAUUUGGAUGAAAAUGAAGUGAUGUAUAUGCAGAGAGACAUGACGACAGCCAACGAUAGUUUUCGCGUCUUCGUGGGAAUCUUCCAUGGGAAUACUUCCAGCGGUGGAGAUGUUGAUAUUCAUGUUAAAGUACAACCAUUGAUGCAGAUGGGCAAUUGCACGGUUUUAGCUGGUGAAAUAAAUAAGCUCAGUCUGCAUAUUUUGGAUGCAACACCUCUAGCGAAACUCACCAGCAGCAAUCCAAAAUACACCAUAGUUAAUCCACCGAAGAACGGAAAAAUCAAGAAAAUUAUCCGAAGUUCCGGUGAGCACAGGAACGUCUUGGAUACUGUAGUCACUACUUUUACACAUGAAGAAGUCCAGAGUGGAUUGAUUUACAUCGCUGUCAAAGAUAUGGAAGUAGGGUGGUCGGGAGUUGCGGAUAGUCUCCAAUUUGUUUUGGCGGCUACAAUUUUCCAACCGGCGGUGGCUGAAUUGAAAAUCACGAUAAAAUCAUCGUUACAUAAUGAUAUUUACUCUACGUUAGCUGGGCCUAACGAUCCCGCCGGACAUGAAGGUGGGAUGCAUUUCGCUAGUCCGAAUAUGACGAGGGAUUAUUUCCUGAUCGUGAGUAUGGUGGCUGGAGUUAUUAUACUAGGAGUAGCUGUCAUUAUUGUAAUCAAAUGCAGAUCAUUUGAUCCAGAAGAAAUUAACAAGGAAGAGCAAUGCCUACAACCUAUUCCUUUACCGAGACCACCUGAUAGGUUGAUGACUUCAUCGCCACCGUUACUCAAGCAGUCCGAUGGUUACGUAUCGCCUAUACCAGCUACUCUUCCACAUUGCAAAGUGACUCCUCUAAGCAGGAAUGAGCUUGAUACAAACGCUCGAUACCCUUACGGCGUCGAUGAACAACACAUAGAUGACUGGAGCAGUUGUGAUGCUUCAGAUCCCGCCUGUGCUAGCAGGAAUAACAUCAUGUUACGCAGAAACCAAUAUUGGGUCUGAUGAUGACACGUUAAUUUUUAUCACACACACAA
Messenger RNA from Nicrophorus vespilloides, 7017 nucleotides. It is a transcript of the gene kon, whose product is annotated as chondroitin sulfate proteoglycan 4. The record is from RefSeq and is a predicted model, not a curated record. The transcript is spliced from 9 exons. NCBI's taxonomy places the organism in Eukaryota, Metazoa, Arthropoda, Insecta, Coleoptera, Silphidae. Bases 92 to 6985 code for a protein of 2297 amino acids.